AUGUCUGGACGUGGCAAAGGAGGCAAAGCCCGCGCGAAGGCCAAGAGCCGAUCUGCCCGUGCCGGUCUUCAGUUCCCAGUCGGCAGAGUCCACCGUCUCCUCCGCCAGGGCAACUACGCCGAGCGAGUUGGAGCAGGAGCCCCCGUCUACCUGGCAGCCGUCAUGGAGUACCUGGCCGCUGAGAUCCUCGAGCUGGCCGGCAACGCCGCCCGCGACAACAAGAAACAAAGGAUCAACCCGCGCCACCUCCAACUCGCCAUCCGGAACGACGAGGAGCUGAACAAGCUGCUCAAGGGAGUCACCAUCGCCCAGGGAGGCGUCCUCCCCAACAUCCAGGCCGUUCUCCUGCCCAAGAAGUCAGCUGGCAGUGGAGGGAAGAAAGGAUCCUCUCAGAGCCAAGAAUACUAG
Messenger RNA from Geodia barretti, 408 nucleotides. Lineage: Eukaryota; Metazoa; Porifera; Demospongiae; Tetractinellida; Geodiidae. The record is from the annotation of a GenBank genome assembly.